Mus pahari (shrew mouse) is the source of this 1029-nucleotide messenger RNA. RefSeq names its product endonuclease G (gene Endog). The record is from RefSeq and is a predicted model, not a curated record. The transcript is spliced from 3 exons. Gene Ontology annotation, cellular component: mitochondrial inner membrane; nucleus. NCBI's taxonomy places the organism in Eukaryota, Metazoa, Chordata, Mammalia, Rodentia, Muridae. Gene Ontology annotation, molecular function: metal ion binding; nucleic acid binding; single-stranded DNA endonuclease activity. Gene Ontology annotation, biological process: apoptotic DNA fragmentation. Bases 84 to 968 code for a protein of 294 amino acids.
GCUGAAGGGCGUCGGGGAGUGACACCGGCACGGGCUCCUUUGGUCUUUGUUGACUUCGGUAGCGUACUGGUCCUCCGGUAGGCAUGCGCGCGCUGCGGGCCGGCCUGACCCUAGCGCUGGGCGCGGGGCUGGGCGCCGCGGCAGAGCAUUGGCGGCGGCGGGAGGGCAAAGCGCCGGGGCUGCUGGGCCGAGUGCCAUUGUUGCCGGUGGUCGCGGCCGAUCUUCCCGCGCUGCCGGGGGGACCGGCCGGCGGCACCGGGGAAUUGGCCAAGUACGGGCUGCCCGGCGUGGCGCAGCUCCGGAGCCGCGAGUCCUACGUGCUUAGCUACGAUCCGCGCACGCGCGGUGCGCUCUGGGUGUUGGAGCAACUGAGGCCAGAGCGGCUCCGUGGCGACGGGGACCGUCGCGCCUGCGACUUCCGCGAGGACGACUCCGUGCACGCGUACCACCGCGCCACCAAUGCGGACUACCGCGGUAGUGGCUUUGACCGCGGCCACUUGGCCGCCGCCGCCAACCACCGCUGGAGUCAGCGGGCCAUGGACGACACCUUCUACCUGAGCAACGUAGCGCCUCAGGUGCCACACCUCAACCAGAAUGCCUGGAACAACCUUGAGAAAUACAGCCGCAGCUUGACGCGAACUUACCAAAAUGUCUAUGUCUGCACAGGGCCUCUUUUCCUGCCCAGGACCGAGGCUGAUGGGAAGUCCUAUGUGAAGUACCAGGUUAUUGGGAAGAACCACGUGGCAGUGCCCACACACUUCUUCAAGGUGCUGAUCCUGGAGGCAGCCGGUGGGCAGAUCGAGCUACGUUCCUACGUGAUGCCCAAUGCGCCUGUGGAUGAGAACAUCCCUCUGGAGCGGUUCCUGGUGCCCAUCGAGAGCAUUGAGCGGGCCUCGGGAUUGCUCUUUGUGCCCAAUAUUCUGGCUCGAGCCGGAAACCUCAAGGCCAUCACUGCUGGCAGCAAGUGACAGUGGAGGACUCACUGGGGACCUAGGGCUGGCUCACAUUAAAGGCAGUUAUUUUUGGAGA